GCAAAGAAUGUGGCCAAGCUAGCCAGCCGGUGGGCACUCCCUGGAGACAACCACAUCCCUGGCUCUUGCAAUCGCAGGAUGUGGGGGACCUGUCGUGCCAGCCUGGCACAUUUCUGCUGGUGCCCUUUGGCAUAAACAUCGGCCAGCCCUGCACUGGGGGCAUCUAGCGACGGUUCCCCUGGCCCACUCUGCAGAAUGGGACACUGAGUGCCUCAUGUUCCGGUCACGGCGAGCCAGCUUGAUUCAACAGCUCUGGAGGCAUCGCUGUGUCGCACCAGGCCUGGAUGAGAGCCACGGGCCCCUGAAACCAGCUGCUCAUGCCCUCUUCAAGAAGCUGAAGGACCAGGAGCUGGAGCUGCUGCUGCAGGCGGUGGCGAGCAAGGGAGCAGGCGAGUCGGGCUGCGUCUGGGUGGAACCGCGGGGAUCCAAGCUAGGCCUCCCGGCCUCCCUGCUCCUCUGCCGCCUCUACCGCUGGCCUGACCUGCGCCAUCCCCAUGAACUCAAGCGCCUGAGCUUCUGCAAGAGCGCUGGGGCCGAGGGCACCAUCCAGUGUUGCAACCCGCACCAUCUUAGCCGGCUCACCAUUCCUGAAACUCCUCUGCCCCCCUAUGGCAAGAUCUCCCCUUUUGCCCCACACCUGAAAGGACCCCCCAGCAUUUUGGACAACAAUUGUAGAGGAUGGCAAGAUACGACCCUCUCCCGUCGCUCCCUCAGAGAUGGCUACUGGUGCAAACUGGCUUACUGGGAGUACCGCUUGAGGGUGGGAAGGCUCUACCCCGUCCAUGAAGAUUAUGUGAACGUCUUUUUUGACCUCCCGGCAAGCAGCGGCUUCUGCCUGGGCCAGCUUCCCUCGAGGAACCGUUGCCAGGCUGUCCAGCGGACCCGGGCCAAGAUUGGGCAGGGUCUUCUGCUGAGCCGUGAGGCCAACGGCAUCUGGGCCUACAACCGCAGUGAUCACCCCGUUUUCGUCUGCUCCCCCACUUUGGGGGCUCCCCCAGCCAGCUCCGGCCCCAUUGUCCAGAAGAUCCUUCCAGGCUACUCCAUCAAAGUGUUUGACUACGAGCGAGCUGGCAACCUUGUGCCGGGGUGGCCAGGCUCAAACGAUGGCCCUUACGACACCCACGCUGUCCGGAUCAGUUUCACCAAAGGCUGGGGGCCACACUAUUCCCGUCGGUUUAUCACCUCUUGCCCCUGUUGGAUGGAAGUUCUGCUCAACACACCUAGAUGAAGGAGUGGCGGGGAGAAGUUGGGGGAAAGGGGGUGGCUUUAAGGCCUUCUCUCUCAGCCCUGGAGUGGGGUUCAGGAGGGGAUGAAAGAGAGAGAGAGAGAUAAGAGUUCUAAGAGGCUUCCAAUGGCUUUCCUGAAUUAUUAUUAUACAGGUUGAGGAGGUAGGCUAGGGGAGCAAGCAUACAAACACAGUUAGCGGUAGUCACAAGACAGGUGUAGUGCAAGGGUCCAGCAAGCUCAGGUUAACAGUAAACUGCUUUUUACAAAAAUCUAGGCUAUUGACCUAAGCCAGGGAGGAAAAACCCUGCAGUAUCUCCUCCAGUUAAUUCUCAGCAGCUUCCACCUAGGUACCAAGGAAAGUAAGGCCUCCCCUACUGAGGUGCUCUGACUAAUAUAACAUAUCCUCCAACUGUCCCAAUUCAUCCUCUGUCCUCUCACUUUUCUGCUGGCUUUUAAAACGUCCCAGUUUCUUUCUUCUCCCUCCUUUGUCCUCAGCUUACUUCAGUUGCUGCAAACCAGAAUGCAGAAGUAGUUUGUAUUAUCAGGAGCAGGAGAAGAAAAGAAAGGGUGAAAUCUUGCCCUGCCCAGUAGAAUCAACAAAGCAAACUGCUGCAGCUUCUCUUAGCUUGUGUGUUCUUCCUCCUUAAUAACGUUUGCUAUCUUGGUCACAUGUGUCCCAGUUUUCAUCUGUAAAAUGUUGGAGUGUGUGAUACGAAAUUCAUCUUGUCCCUGACUCUCAGCCCUGCAAUGUCUUAAGUCUAGGAUGUCUUAAGUCUAAACUGGUUUCAGACGGCUUUUCACACAUUUGCUAUGCAGCACUGGUAUUGCAAUUUGAAGGUAUGAUUUAAAUUUUGCUAGUUGUGGAUGUUGCGACGAUGAGCAUGACAUCCAGUGGUACAUGGGAAUUACGAUUUGUGAGUAACAUUAGUGCAAAAAAACAUUGCUAAGGAUUAUGUACGGUGUGAAAUGGGAGGUAGUCAAUGGGAGAAUAACGCCAACCCUAGUGCACAAAUAGUCAACCUAAUAUCAAGAAAUGGGUGUUGGGGGCACUAGGGUUGUCAUCCAAGAGGAAAGGAGGUGGUAGCCCCCAAAACCUUACUGCUUAAACCUUUUGUGUCAUUUUAAAAAGUUAUUCUUAUAUACGAUAGGCCAUACUGACCUCACAUUUACAGGGUCCAUAUUCUGUUUUUAAAAACUAGAAAGCUGAGGUUUAUAAAAACAAAAUGAUGGUGGGAGAGGUCAAAGUUUAACUGCGCACCCCAUGACUGAGAUACAGUUCUAGAUAUUUCUUUUUUUGUUAGGUAGCUUCAAGCUGUGCUCCAGUUUAUGGUGACUCUGUUGUAGGGUUUUCUUGGAAAGAUUUGUUUGGAAUGGUUUUACUUAUUGCUUUCCUCUGAGGCUGAGAGAGUGUAACUUGCCCAAGGGCACCCUGUGGACUUUCAUGGCUGCAGGCGGAUGGAUUCAAAUCCUGGCCUCCUUGUCCAACACUCAGACCAUUACUUCUCAUUGACUCUCAGACCGAAACUGGUAUUGGCAUAGACACAGGCACAAAUCAAUACAGUGGGCCCUUGGCAUCCGCUGAGGUUUGGUUCCAGGACCCCUCAAGGUUAACAAAAUCUGUGGAUGCUCAAAUCCCAUUUGCAGUUUAGGGAAAGACAUUUAGGAUUCAACUGUCUCUCCAAAUGACAAACUCCAGGAUUCCAUAGGAUGCAGCCAUUAUGGUUAAAGUGGAAUCAUAGUGUUAUAAUUUUGUAAUGUGGAUGGGCCCCUUAUCUUUGGCCAGAAAGAUGCACAAAUGAUGGGGAUGUUUGGCGGCAAAUGUAGGAGAACCCAAAGGGAGAACGAAAUGAGAUGGGAAGGAGGCAUGUUCAUAAAAGGGAGGAUGGGAAAUUUCCUCCAAUACUGUGAAUCAUUCUCAAGGAUGCAGUUGAAGGAGGAGAAAGUUAUGAAUCGAUGUGGAGGACUAUGUUGAAAGUGAGGAACCUGGGAGAGCCGGAGGAGGCAAGGAAAAAAAAACUCAAGAAGGCACCAAGAUAAGUGAAGGAAGAGCGAUUAGAAUUAGAGCUUGGAAAUAGUUUUGGAUUACAGCUCCCAGAAUACCAGAAUGGGAGCUAUAGUCCAAAAGACAACCAUGUUGCAUCAUAAUACCAUUGUUUGGAGAAACAAAUUGAGUAAUUUCCUAACACAGUUAUGUGGGUGGUGUGAAUAUGGCACUACUCUCCAGAUACAUUUGCUGCACCCUCAAAGUGUUUCGUCUAAUGCAGUAAAUCCCAAACGGUGGUCCUCCUGAUGUUUUGCACUUCAGCUUCCAGAAUUCCUAGGACCAAAUUUUGAGGAUCACUGCUAUGUCUCAAGUCUAUCUGUUUGGUAUACCUUGCAUAACAGCUGUAUGCCAUGUUGCAAUUUCCUCCACUCUUUAAGCCGACAGAAGCCAAGGAUCAAGGCUUAAAUGUCACAAAGCAGGAAGGGAGCCAAUUUUGGUGUUACACAGAACUCUUCUUCCUUAAGUACAAUAAGGUGGGGAGGGAGAUGCUGGUGAUGGAGACAGUGUCAUACAGCCAGAGGUAAAGGGCCUGUUCUUGGUUAUAUUCACAAUUAAAUUGCUUUUAAAAGUGUAAA
Molecule: messenger RNA, 3846 nt
Organism: Sceloporus undulatus (fence lizard)
Lineage: Eukaryota; Metazoa; Chordata; Lepidosauria; Squamata; Phrynosomatidae
Product: mothers against decapentaplegic homolog 6-like
Exons: 4
Coding region: 215-1228 (337 amino acids)
Biological process (GO): BMP signaling pathway; regulation of transcription by RNA polymerase II; SMAD protein signal transduction
Cellular component (GO): heteromeric SMAD protein complex
Molecular function (GO): I-SMAD binding; transcription regulator inhibitor activity
Source: RefSeq, a predicted model, not a curated record